GCCCCUGCUCACCGCAACUGGAGAAAGCCCACAUGCGGCAGUGAAGACCCAGGGCGUCAUAAAUAAACAUUAGACAGAGAUGGGGACUGGAGUGAUACACCUACAUGGAUUGCUGACAGCAACUAGAAGUUAGCAGAGGUGUGAAAUGGUUUGUCCCUCAGAGCCUCUGGAAGGAAUCAAGCCUGCUGACACCUUGAUUUCAGACUCCUGGCCUCCUACACGAUCCAAGAAGAGCUGCUAAUUUUUCAGUCUGUUUAGCCCUUUACUUGUCAGCAUAGAUUGGCGACUACCAAGCUGCUUGCAGAAUCCUACAGUGUACAACUGAGGUGGUGAAGAAAUUAUACAUCUACUGAAUGAAAAAUUUUUUCUUAAAGUUGCAUAUACUCCAAGAAAAAAUCCCAAAUGUUUUUAUAUCUUGCCUAAAUAUAAAAUUUAAACAAGGAAUUUGCACAGAAGCUCUGUGGCCGGCACCAUGUUCUGGAAGUUUGACUUGAGCACCACGUCGCACGUUGACAAGCUGCUGGAUAAGGAGGGCGUGACACUGCGGGAGCUGAUGGAUGGAGAAGACAUCCUGCAGGAGUGCAAGGCCCAGAACCGGAAACUGCUGGACUUCCUGUGCCGGCGGCAGAGCAUGGAGGAGCUGGUGGGCCUUGUGACUCAGGACCCGGCCCUGGACCUGGAGGAGAGGGCCCGCUUCAAAUACCCGAAUACAGCCUGCGAGCUACUGACAUGCGACGUGCCACAAAUCAACGACAGGCUGGGAGGGGAUGAGACUUUGCUGAACGUUCUUUACAACUUCCUAGACCGUGAGCCGCCCCUCAAUCCUCUGCUCGCCAGUUUCUUCAGCAAGACCAUUGGCAAUCUCAUUGCAAGAAAAACUGAACAGGUGAUUGCGUUCCUGAGGAAGAAGGACAAGUUCAUCAGCCUGGUGUUGAAGCACAUCGGCACGUCGGCCCUCAUGGACCUGCUGCUGCGCCUGGUCAGCUGCGUGGAACCUGCUGGACUCAGGCAGGAAGUCCUGCACUGGCUUAAUGAAGAGAGGACCAUCCAGAGACUCGUGGAGCUGAUCCAUCCAAGUCAGGAUGAAGACAGGCAGUCUAAUGCUUCGCAGACGCUCUGUGACAUCAUCCGGCUGGGCAGGGAGCAGGGCGGCCAGCUGCUGGAGGCUCCGCAGCCAGACCCCCUCCUCAUGGUGCUGGAGUCGCAGGAGUGCGUGGAGCAGCUGCUGAGGAACAUGUUUGAUGGAGUGCAGACCGAGCUCUGCCUCGUCAGCGGGACACAGGUGUUACUUACCUUGCUGGAACCCAGGCGGGCAGGGUCAGAGGGCUUGCUGGACUCCUGCUCUCAGGACAGGUCGUGCACCGUCAGCCCCGGCGUCCUGCGCGGCGUUGAGCCACGGCUGAAGGACUUCCACCAGCUUCUGCUCAGCCCGCCCAAGAAAGCAGCCAUCCUGACCACCGUCGGCGUGCUGGAGGAGCCCCUGGGCAACGCGCGCCUGCACAGCGCCCGCCUCGUGGCUGCCCUGCUGCACACGGGCACUCCCAGCGUCAACCAGGAGCUCUGCCGGCUCAACACCAUGGGGCUGCUGCUGGACCUGUUUUUUAAGUACACCUGGAAUAACUUCCUGCACCUCCAAGUGGAGCUCUGCAUAGCCGCCAUCCUGUCCCACGCUGCCCGGGAGGACAGGGCCGCAACCAGUGGGCCUGAGGGUGGGCUGGAGCCUCCACCCUCCAGCGGGGACCCAGCAACCCCCCAGCCUGCCAGCAGCCGCCCCGAGAGCACCAUGGUGGCCCACCUGUUCCAGAAGUGUUGCCUGGUCCAGAGGAUCCUGGAGGCCUGGGAAGCCAACGACCAUACUCAGGCAGCGGGCGGCAUGAGGCGCGGGAACAUGGGCCACCUCACCCGGAUCGCCAACGCAGUGGUGCAGAACCUGGAGGGGGGCCCCCUGCAGAGCCAGGUCAGCGAGGUCUUCCGAGGGCUCCCGGGGGACUGCCGUGGGCGCUGGGAGAGCUUCGUGGAGGAGACGCUGUCGGAGGCCAACCGCAGGAACGCGGUGGACCUGGUGAGCACACACCACCUUCACCCCUCGAGUGAGGACGAGGACAUGGAGGGCGUUUUCCCCAACGAGCUGUCCCUGCAGCAGGCGUUCUCUGAGUACCAGGUCCAGCAGAUGACGGCCACCUUCGUGGACCAGUUUGGCUUCAGUGACGAGGAGUUUGCUGAGCAGGAUGACAGUGUCAACGCCCCAUUUGACAGGAUCGCAGAGAUCAGCUUCAGCGUCGACGCCGAUGACGACAGCCCUGGCGCGGUGCUGUUUGAGGCCUGCUGCAGCGACCACAUCCAGCCCUUCGACGAGGACGACGACCUCUGGGAGGACGAGGAGACACACCGCACGGCCCGCGUGACCAGAGCCAGGUUCGGGGGCCCCCACGCCUCAGAGCGCUGCCGGAAAGACGGCCCGGAGCGCCGAGGCCAGGGUGCGGGCGAGGGUGCCGACGCAGCCCCGGCAGGCUCCCCGCGAGCUGCCAGCCGGCAGGAAGGCCCCUGCGUCGAGGGCGGCUCAGAAGCAGGUUCCCCGUGGGCCGUGUUUGAUGGGCCACUGACUUCCAUGACCGCAGACCCGGCCCCAGCAGUGGCGCUGGACGUGGGUUCCAGUGUGUGGGCAGCCGGCUCCCCCAGCACUUCUGCUCCGGAGGAGAAAGGCUGGGCCAAGUUCACCGACUUCCAGCCUUUCUGUUGCUCUGAGUCGGGGCCAAGGUGCAGCUCCCCGGUGGACACUGGCCGUGGCGACGCCCAGGCUGGCCUGAACCAGGGCCCAGAGAGAGCCCUUGGUGCCUGGAGCGCGUGUGUCCCCAGCAAGGCACCCCUGGUGGCCGCCAGCAGCCGUAAGGAUGAGCAGGAGGCAGCUGCUGCCUCGGGGGCUGUUGGUGUGGGUCCCAGCCAGGCCUCCCCGCUGUCGGUGUCGGGCCCCAGGACUGACUGUGCCCCCAGCUCACCGCCAGGCCUGGUGCCCCUAGACCCUGCCGAGGCGCCCGCUGCCUCCGCCGUGGCCACCCUACCCGAGGCCGCUGUGACGGCCCCCGUGGUGCCGGGCGUCAUGGGCCCCGAACCCUGGGCCGUCUCCCCCGUGCUGGCAGUGGCUGUCCCCCCAGGGCCCAUGGUGGCCGUCACCACCGCAGCCCCUGCCAGCCCAGCCAUUUCCAUGGCAGCUGCCCUGGAGACAGUGACAAGAGACAGACAGGCUGACGGGCUGCCGCCCUCAGAAGCCGCCCUCAAUGGCCCCGUGUGAUGCUGCUGCUGCGCAGUCUUGGCGCCCAACCCAGAAAACUACCUGGUGACGCAAUUUGUCUUUUUUAAUUUAAUUUAAUUUAAUUUUAAAAUAAAUGCUGCAUUGGUAAAGCUGGCAGUUGGAACCAGCCGGACAGCCCCGCCUGCAUUUCUCCUGCCUGACCCCGACUGAGCGGGCCACGGGGGUCCAGCCCCGCACACAGCAAUAAGGCCUCAGCCGUGGCUCUGCCUGUGGGAGCCCAGGGCCGCAGCCCCAGAGGCCUGAGGGCCGGGCCAGACUCCUUGCCUGUUUUUUUUACCAUUUUUUUUUUUUUAACAGAUGCAGGAAGAGCCAUGUGUUUGCACUUUUUAUCUGGCGCAGGAGAGGGUCUCCAAGGCUCUGGGGUCAAAUGCGGGUCUGGAGUGGGGCUGACCAGACGGGGUCCUAGCUGCCCAGAGCUCCUGGGAGCGGGCCAUGCCAGGCUGCAAACGACUGCCUUAAAAAAACAAGCCCCUGCGGCCUGGCAGGGUGUCCCGGGCCUCCCGCAGCGUGCACCAGGGGCGCGGGGCAGGCGCUGGCUGUGGGUGGGGUGCAGAGGGCCCAGCAGUGCUGGGGGCGCCGAGCUGUCCCAGGGGCCUGCGGGGUCAGCUCACGUGAUGUUCUUUCUGACGGCACUCAGACCCUCGAUUCCAAUAAAGGUUGUUAUUCUCACCUACA
Molecule: messenger RNA, 3985 nt
Organism: Odocoileus virginianus texanus
Lineage: Eukaryota; Metazoa; Chordata; Mammalia; Artiodactyla; Cervidae
Source: RefSeq, a predicted model, not a curated record